AAUUGCACCACGAUUUUAUUGCUCAAAUCCCGGAUUCUUUUCUUUUUGCAAAAUAUUUAAAAAUGUCUACCGAAGAGAUUCCAAUUACACCUAUUAAAGACUUGGAGAAUAUUAUCCUUACAGACCUUAAAGAUAAUUCCACAUUUAAGGCUAGUUCUCUUUGGCAAGAUAGCCCUGCCUUGGUUCUAGUCGUUCGACGUCCUGGAUGUCAGUUAUGUCGUGAGGAAUCUAUAAAGAUUGCUUCUUAUCGUGAUCUUAUUUCGGACAAAAUGGGUGUUAAAAUGGUAGCAAUAGUGCAUGAGAACCUAGAUAAUGAAGUUGAAGAGUUUAACAAAGGAUAUUGGAAUGGACUACUAUAUUAUGAUAAAGAGAAAUCGUUCUUUACUCAUAUUGGCGGGAAUUUUAAAGGAGAUGGUUCAGUUCUGGGUGGUGUAUAUAUUAUUCAUCAAGGCUCAAAAGGUGUAGAGUAUCAAUAUCGAGAAAAAGUUUGGGGAGAUCAUGCUCCUUUUGAUCAAGUCUUAACUGCCGUGAAAAAUGUUUCUACAAAGAAAGAUGACCCUGUUGCUAUGACUGCUCUUCAAGAAACUUUGGAAAAAGUAAAGAAAGGUGAAAUCUCAUUUAAUAAGGUUCUUAAUUCAGGUCCCAGUUGUACGGUUGAUGGGCAAUGUGCUUAA
Molecule: messenger RNA, 674 nt
Organism: Racocetra fulgida
Lineage: Eukaryota; Fungi; Glomeromycota; Glomeromycetes; Diversisporales; Gigasporaceae
Source: the annotation of a GenBank genome assembly